Molecule: messenger RNA, 877 nt
Organism: Lethenteron reissneri (Far Eastern brook lamprey)
Lineage: Eukaryota; Metazoa; Chordata; Hyperoartia; Petromyzontiformes; Petromyzontidae
Product: lamprin 1.8-10-like
Cellular component (GO): extracellular matrix
Molecular function (GO): structural molecule activity
Source: RefSeq, a predicted model, not a curated record
GCCUUUAAAAGCUGGGGCUCAAACUCCAGGCUCGUCACUCCGAAGUGAAGCUUCAUCAGCCUCAACUCAAGCCCUUCUUUCUUGUCGUCGACAGCGAAAGCAGAAAACCCCGAAAGCAAAAUGGCCGCCGCUAUUCAAGCUCUCCUCGUCCUCGCCCUCUUUCACCUCGCCACUGCGACGCCUGUCGUUGGCAAGCAGACUGUGAGCACUGUAUCUACGGGAUUCCUGGGCCACCCUGUGGGAGGCCUGGGCUAUGGAGGCCUGGGCUAUGGAGGCCUAGGCUAUGGAGGCCUGGGCUAUGGAGGUCUGGGCUAUGGAGGUCUGGGCUAUGGAGGUCUGGGCUAUGGUGGUCUGGGCUAUGGUGGUCUCGGCUAUCACGGAGCGGCCCUUGGAGGUGCCUACACGCACCAUGCUGCCCUCGGCGGACUCGGCUACCCCCUCGGCAUUGGCGCCGGUGUGGUGGCUCCUCACGCGGUGAAAGGCAAAAUCGCUGCCCCGUUGGCGCCUUUUGUUGGUGCCAUCUAGGUCGUCACCGUGACAGGAGAAUUGCUGGGCGAUCGUUGACUUGCCACACCAGCCCUGCGUCCCAUCUGCAGUCACUUCAAACAAGUGGUACCUGCGGAAGUGACUCAAGACUCCGGUGAAGAAGUGACUUGAGGAAGGUUAUGGACAGCCUCCGCCAACCACCACCCACCAACGGGAGCAUAGGUUCACCACCUACUCCCCUCCCAUACCUGCCCAUUCAUACCGACUGACCCACCCAUCCUACCCAAGCCCUUGACUCUUACACAAAUUCUCAUCAUCGGUGCAAUACUAUCUUUUCGCCGUUCAUUAAGUUCCUCACCCCCUACUCCUAUGCCAAUUUCCUGCCCAGCCC